AUGAUCUGCGAGCUGGAUAUUAAUCGCGGUUGUGGUGCAGAGUAUCGAGAGACGUUUUAUAAGCCGGAGCGGAUGGUGGUGGCUUUUGCGGGGGUUGCGCAUGAGGAGGCGGUGAGGUUGACGGAGAAGUACUUUGGGGAUAUGAAACGGGGUAAACGUGGGCUAUUUGGGCCGGGAUCGGCAACGACGCUGGCCGAAGAGGAAUUGCGUUCGUUACCAUCCUUCUCGCCGUCUUCGACGACUUCAACGAUCUCCGCAAACUUGUCAUCCAUCCCGUCACCUCCCCCUCCAUCAACUCCUACAUCCAGCUCCAAGGCCACCAGUGGCGGUCUCCUCUCCCACAUCCCUUUCCUCAAACACCUCUCAACCUCCUCCUCCCACAGCGCCUCCGUCACCCCCCUCGACACCUCCCUUCUCCACCCAUCCACCCUCGACCUCCAUCGCCCUUCCCACUACACAGGCGGCUACCUCGACCUUCCCCCGAUCCCCCCACCCGCAAACCCCACACAUCCACGCCUCAGCCACAUCCACAUCGCCUUCGAAGCUCUCCCCAUCUCUUCUCCAGACAUCUACGCCCUCGCCACCCUGCAAACCCUACUAGGCGGCGGCGGCUCGUUCUCCGCCGGCGGGCCGGGCAAGGGUAUGUACUCUCGCCUCUACACCAACGUCCUCAACCAGUAUGGCUGGGUCGAGAGCUGCAUGGCCUUCAAACUCAGCUACACCUACAGCGUCCUCUUCGGCAUCUCCGCCUCCUGCGUCCCGUCCCGCAUCACAGCGAUGGUCGAGGUGAACUGCAAGGAACUGGCAGCCGCUGACGACAGAUUCGCGCUUCUUCGCCCUAUAGCCCGCCGAGGGUCAACUGGCCCAAGAAACAGUUGCGCUCCGCGCAUCCUAAGGACUUCUGAAAGUCGCGCAUGA
Blastomyces gilchristii SLH14081 is the source of this 918-nucleotide messenger RNA. RefSeq lists its product as uncharacterized. Lineage: Eukaryota; Fungi; Ascomycota; Eurotiomycetes; Onygenales; Ajellomycetaceae. The coding region runs from base 1 to 918 and encodes 305 amino acids. The transcript is spliced from 2 exons. Gene Ontology annotation, cellular component: mitochondrion. The record is from RefSeq and is a predicted model, not a curated record. Gene Ontology annotation, molecular function: metal ion binding.